UUUUUCCCCCCCUCUAGAUUAACUGCUGAAGUACUGAUCGAGUUCUGCGUUUCUUCAAUGAGGAACUACAGGCUGAUCUUCUGUCAUAAUCUCAAACAGCCAUAAAUGACAAACGAAUGCUUGCUCAGUGAGGGUAGCUGGUGCAGAAUCCGUUUUUUAAACUUAGGUGUUUAAGUACUCAAAGAAAAGACAGCUUUGAUUUCUGGCUGCAAAAAAGAUAUGAGGAAGAGCUCCUCCCCUUCCUUGAGUAACUGCAACUCCGUUCUUGCUAACAAAAUAUUUGGAAUUCCACUUGAUGAGCUGCAGCAGGGAGGACAUCCAGACAAUGAGGUUCCGUUCAUAGUCCGCCACGUUGUGGACUAUAUUGAGGAACAUGGAGGUCUGGAGCAACAAGGACUUUUCCAAGUCAAUGGAAAUGCUGAGACAGUGGAGUGGCUUCGGCAGAGAUACGACAGUGGAGAAGAAGUGGAUUUGGUUAAGGAAGCAGAUGUUCCCUCAGCUAUUAGUCUUCUUAGGUUUUUCCUUCAAGAACUUCCUGAACCUGUUAUCCCUGGCAGUUUGCAUAUUCACUUGAUGCAGCUUUCUCAAGAUUAUAAUAACGAAGAUGAAUUUGGAAGAAAGUUGAGGUUCCUCUUGCAACAGCUUCCACCUGUUAAUUAUAGUUUGUUAAAGUUUCUGUGUAGAUUUUUAGCCAAUGUAGCAUCACAUCAUGAAGAAAUUUGGUCUGCAAACUCUUUGGCUGCUGUCUUUGGUCCAGAUGUCUUCCACAUUUACACAGAUGUGGAAGAUCUGAAAGAGCAAGAAAUAGUGAGCAGGAUAAUGGCUGGACUUCUGGAAAACUACUAUGAGUUUUUUGAAAAUGAAGAGGAAGAUUUUUCAUCUAAUGAUUUGAGUUCAAUUACUGAACAGGUUAAUGAACUUUCUGAGGAAGAAGAAGAAGAUGAAAAACUGGAGCAUAUAGAAGAACUUCCAGAAGAGGGGGCAGAAAAAUCAAAUGAUAUGCCAGAGGUGGUACAAUUAAGGAUGACUGAAAGCAUCCUGGAACCAAAUAGUGUUACAGCAUCAACAAGUGCCCAUAUAUCUCCCACCAGCAUCUCACCAGCCUCUGCGGACAUUUUAGAAAGAACAAUUAGAGCAGCUGUAGAACAGCACCUUUUUGAUCUGCAGAGCAGCAUAGAUCAUGAUCUUAAGAAUCUACCACAACAAAGUCUGGUGUGUAAUAAUGAGACAGGAAGUAUUCAUUAUGAUGGGGAAGGAUCUAAUAGCCAGGUUGAUAUUGCUGAUGAUAUUAUUAAUACCAGUGAAAGUAACAGAGGCUGUUCAGAACCUGUGGCUGGUACUAAUUUGGACAGUGAAGUUAUGCAGCAAGAUUUUGUAUUUGAGGAUGAAGAAGAUAACCAGCAGUCUGUAGGUAUACUGUUAGAGCCAUGUGGUGACCAUGGUGAUAGUGAAGACGGCUGUCUUGAGAGGAAAGAGUAUUUGUCAUUUGACAGUGAUCGAUUGUCACACUUGAUUCUGGAUUCUCAUAGCAAGAUAUGUGAUUUGAAUGCCAACCCUGAAUCAGAAGUGCUGGGAGAUCAGAGUGUUGGAGUUCAGGGAGAAGCAGCAUGUGUCCAAAUUCCACAUCUAGAUCUGAAGAGUGUUUCUGAUGGUGAUAAAUGGGAAGCGUCAUGCCCUAUCACUUUUCCCCUCAUUGAUUUCAAAACAAUGCAUCUGCAGAGAGAUGGGGAGGAGCCGUUUCCUGCUUUUAAGUCUUGGCAGGAAGACUCUGAAUCUGGAGAAGCUCAGCUCUCUCCACAAGCUGGAAGAAUGAAUCAUCACCCCCUGGAAGAGGAUUGUCCUCCAGUGUUAUCACACCGUAGUUUAGAUUUUGGGCAAAGCCAGCGUUUCCUACAUGAUCCAGAAACGUUGGCUUCCUCAUCUAAAGCACUUUCUUUUGCUAGGAUUCGAAGAUCAUCCUUUAGUUCAAAAGAUGAAAAAAGAGAAGACAGAACACCAUAUCAGUUGGUCAAAAAACUUCAGAAAAAAAUCAGACAAUUUGAAGAACAAUUUGAAAGGGAAAGAAAUAGCAAGCCUUCAUACAGUGAUAUUGCAGCUAAUCCAAAGGUAUUAAAAUGGAUGACAGAGCUUACCAAACUUCGGAAGCAAAUUAAAGAUGGAAAACACAGAAGUUCUGAUGGAGAAUUUGUACCUCAGUCACGUCCACGUAGUAACACUCUUCCAAAAAGCUUUGGCUCUUCUCUAGACCAUGAAGAUGAAGAGAAUGAAGAUGAAUCCAGGGUCAUUCACAAGGAGAAGAAGCCAUCUAAGGAAGCAACACUUGAGCUUAUUCUGAAGAGACUGAAAGAAAAACGUGUUGAGAGAUGUCUUCCAGAAGAUGUCAAAAAAAUGACAAAAGAUCAUUUGGUAGAAGAGAAAACGUCUCUCCAGAAAAGUCUUCUUUACUAUGAAAGUCAACAUGGAAGGCCGGUUACCAAGGAAGAAAGGCACAUUGUUAAACCUCUCUAUGAUAGAUACAGACUUGUAAAACAGAUGUUGACAAGAGCUAGCAUCAUUCCUGUCCUUGGAUCUCCAUCCAUCAAGCGAAGGGGUCAGAUGUUACAGCCAAUCAUAGAAGGAGAAACCGCUCACUUUUUUGAAGAAAUCAAGGAAGAAGAAGAAGAUGGUGUUAGUCUGUCCCCUGAGUUAACUGAUAUCUUGAAAACUGCUGACCAGGCACAGUCUUCAUUAGAAAACUCAGAAUCUGAUGUUGAGGAAAAUCAAGAAAAACUGGCUCUGGAUCUCCGAUUGUCAAGUACUCGAGCAGCAUCUAUGCCUGAAUUACUGGAACAACUUUGGAAAGCCAGAGCUGAAAAAAAGAAACUGCGUAAAACAUUAAGGGAUUUUGAAGAAGCAUUUUAUCAACAAAACGGAAGGAAUGCCCAGAAAGAGGAUCGUGUCCCAGUGCUUGAGGAAUACAGGGAGUACAAGAAAAUUAAAGCCAAGCUUAGGCUUCUUGAAGUUCUUAUCAACAAACAAGAUUCUUCAAAAUCCAUAUAAAAUAGGCUCCUUGAUACAUCAUAAAAUCAGUUGUAUUCCCUUAAGCUAUGGUCGUGUGUACUUGGCUGGUACUUGAGUUCAUUUUGUAACUUGGUUGUGGCACCACUAGAGAAAUGAGGGGUAAGUAGACCCUCUCUAGGGAGCACAUGGUCCGUAUUAACACAGACUGUCCUCUCCACCUUUAACAAACAUCCAAUUUUCUUCAUUGUUUUGUACCACAGAUACAUCCUGUUAGCAAAAGACUAGUAUUUUAUCCUUUCAACUUCAAGAACUUUGGAAGUAUAAGCUUUUUGUUUUUUCCAACUUUAUUAUUUUUGUCAUUACUGAAGAAAAUUAAGAAGAAAUCUUCACCUUGAAUUCUUCGGUUGCCUUUUUCUUACAGAAUGACUGAAAAUAUGAAAGAAAAGCCUAUAAAUGUGCACACAUGCAACUAUGUUCUGUGUUUUCCUAGAAAACCAAAAUCAACUGAAAUUUCAAGUCCCAUUGUGGAACACAUUUCUGUUUAAUUCUCAAAGUGACACUUUUGCACAGGUAGUAUGUUAGCAAAAUUUUGCAAUUCAUUGGUCACACUGUUCCUGGCUCAAGAUAACAGAAGGUAGACCAAAAAGUGACCUUGCUUAUUCCUGUAGUGAAAACACAUUUCACACAAAACACACAAAACUGAAUCAUACCACAUGCUGCCUAUGGGAUUUGUUACUGUUUGCUUUCUUAGUUACUGUUUAUCAGUUGGUGGUGAUGUACUUUGUCUGGAUCAUUUCCUCCGUUUUUUUCUGCCCUACCCACCUCCAGUAAUGUGAGAAAAUAGCCAUGUCAGUAUGUAGGAACUCUGAUGGGACUCACAUUUGUGUGUUCAAUCAAAUGGGCUGGCAUUGGCAGAAGAAUGAUUAUGCCUGAAGAAAUCUAUUCUGAACAAGGGCUAUACCACUGCAUUUUUCUGUAUACCUUCAUGGGGGGUGGGUUACAUCUUUUUUUUUUCUCUCUUAAUCAGCAAAAUCCAUAAAACAUCUUUUAAAGGGACCACCUUUUACUCAGUCACAGGCUGUUUAAAGCAGCUGGUCACAGGAUGGGUAGUGGUAUGCCCCUUGUCAUAUACUGUAAGCAGGUCUUUUUUUCUUUGGCUUUGCAUGGCGUGUUUUCAGGUUCUCUCCUGGUAUCAUUCUGCUAACCAUUUUCACAGAAUGGUGACUCUAUUUGUGCUAACAACAUAACAGGUGUUAAUAGCAUAUUUUGGUCAGGCUUAAUCUAAGUAUUACUUUUUUUCCUGGUGCUUUUUUGGAUUGAUGAGUGUCUCACUUUGAUUGUGCCCAUGUUUUGCAUGCAGUGACUCAUGCAUGGUUUUCUUAACUAGCUAAUGUUAACAAUUUGUUCCAUACAAAGUGGACUUUUGCAACAUCCUUUAAUAAGACGGGGGAAGCAUGAACCUCAGACUUCUGGCUAUUACAUAGUAAGCAUAUGAAGUAGCUUAAUAAGUAGCAUUUCUAGUACUUCGCAUUUCUAGUACUUCACAUUUCACCUGUGUGUGCAAUGCCUUUUUUGUGGGGAGGGAAUAUUCAUUGGUAGUGAUCAUGUAGUUGGGGAAUAAAGCACUAAAUCCAACCUUUUUCGUGUGGUUUACUUUUGCUACAGCUAGGUUAUUUAUAAUGUAUACCUAGAAAAGUGAAAUUGAAAAUGCCAAAAGAUCACUUUGAUUUGACUCCAUCAUGCAGUGUACAUUUAGUUAAUUUCUAUCAGUCUCCUGACAGGAGUAUAUUCAAACAUCUAAUUUAAUGUGCGCUGUAUAUUGUUUUAUAUGAAUGUUUUAUUUUAUAUACCACAUGCAAAAAUGUCCAUAUGCACUAUUUAAAUGUUUAAAUAAUAUAUUCCUUCUUUAUAAUGCUAAAUCUAUAUAAGUACCAUAUUUUUAUAAGUCAGUGGCCUGACUGGUUUCAUUUUAAAAUUAACAGCUGUUUCAUGAUGUUGGUUAUCCACUGUUAAUGUUUGGCUGCGAAUAGAAUAGAUAAAAGUGGCAUGGCAGCACUUACACUGUGUGACAGUAUUGUGUGUUGUAGUUGAGCAAUAGGUGGUAGAAUUAGGCAGUUUGUGAUAGUUUUACUUUGGUACAAGUAAAAGCUGUAUAUCUAUAUACAAACAAUAUAUAGAUAUAUAUGACCACCAGUAUACUUGCAUUGCUGUGUCUGGCACUUGAUUGUAUAGACUUUUAUAAUAAAAGAACUUGAAUGUUCUAAGUCAUUGUAAAUGUUUGCUUUUUUUGUUGUUGUUGUUGUUUCUCCUCUAGAUGUUAAAAAAGGAAAAAACUUUGUGUUCCCGUGUCUUAGUGUUCUCAGGCUAUGUUUGAAUUAUCCCAACCUGGGCCUAUAUGAGGGGACAACAGUGUUAGUGAACCACCUGGCUGGCUACAGCUCUGGGGAGUGGCAAGACAGGGAGAGGCCAUGUUGUUGAUUACCUUGUGGGAAUGUAGGGAGAAGGUGCACAGAGAAUGAACAGUCAGCAUUUCUCAUUGCAGUGAAUUUUCCUAUUAAGAAAACUCGAUGUACAGUGUAAGAGAAAAGCUUGGCCUGAGGAAGGUGGGUAGAUUUAAAGCUUCCUCUAUUUAAGUUUUAAAAUCCAAGGAUUACUGGGCAGUGCUGUGGAAGUUGAGUACUAUGGUCAGAUGCUGUUGGCUUGGGCUAAGAGAACAAAAGGUUCUUUUAGGAGGCCUCUGUAACCUCAAGAGUUUCCUUCUAGUUUCCAAAAUGCCAACUAUACAUACAUAACUUUCCAACCAUCUAACCAGGGGCUUUUGCCAUGUCCUCAUUUGUACUUCUCUAACAUAACUUGAUUUUGUAUAACCCUGACACUCUUAUCUUGCCCUUUAUUUUUUAAAGUAUGUUUACCUUUUAAAGUGGUUGAGGAAGCACUUUUGGGAAACUUCAGAUGUGUUACUUUAGAAACCGUCUAUAUGAAUUUCCAGUUUGAAGAGAUUAAUAAAAUUUUUACAGGUGGUUGGAAAGUUUGUUCUUUUAACACUGGCUUUUCAUAGGAGACUUCAGAUUAGGAAGAAUGGAGGUGAGGUUGUUUUACUUGAGCCAUUGUCUGAUGGCUUUGCAGAUUCCUCUGGUUUUGUUGCCUGGUUAAAGGAAGUUGGAACAUGGUGCAUGAUAAGCGCACUGACAGUUCUUCCACUCUGUGGAGCAUUGGGAAAACUGUCUUUGCCUGCUUACUGCACUAUUAAUUAGAGACCUGCCCCAUGAACUAAAGGAAGUAUUAUUUUCUACUUUAUCUUCACAUUCCUAGAAUUUAAUAGUAAUUUAUUUUGAAAUUUCUGUGUGAACCCGUGUGUUAGAAGCAUGUUGUAAAAUGUGUGGGUUGUACAGUGGAUCCCAUUCAGGGGCACUUACGUCCUGGACUUUGUUCGAUGAUUAUCAGUGACUCUGGCAAUAGUUUGAUGAUAGGUGGCUUAGUGCUUUUAAAGUAUAUUGGAAAUGGGGGUAAGUUCAGGAAAUAAUUCAGUGCAGGAAUGAAUCAUGGUUAGAAAUGUGCAAUGACUGCAUCACAGAUUCUCACCUCCACUUGACUCAGUAGGGUAGAGCCGAGACCUUUCUCAUCACUCGGUUGAGUUUUAAACUGAUGUAGUGUAAUUCUUUCUCCAGCUCCACAGCAUAUAAAAACAGGCUACAGGAUAACAUAGAAAGAAGCAGAGAGUGAGUCAGUAGCACAUUUGUGCAUGAAGAGACAGCAGAUUAAUAGUGCCUGUUGUGAAAUGCUUUGAGUGGAAAGGUCAUAUUGAAGCUCCUACCACAUGCCUAGUCAGUUAGGGAUCAAAUUUUCUAAAGUUGUGUGGAGAACAGUAUUUGCUAUGUAUACCAAGUAUGAAUGACAGCUCCUAUUUAGAGAUAUAAGGGUAAAAGUAGUUGGUCUCAUUCUUACAUUUAAACAAAUGAAGCCUUGUGGCUUUCUGUUUAAA
Phyllostomus discolor (pale spear-nosed bat) is the source of this 6982-nucleotide messenger RNA. It is a transcript of the gene FAM13B, whose product is annotated as family with sequence similarity 13 member B. The transcript is spliced from 23 exons. NCBI's taxonomy places the organism in Eukaryota, Metazoa, Chordata, Mammalia, Chiroptera, Phyllostomidae. The coding region runs from base 220 to 3039 and encodes 939 amino acids. The record is from RefSeq and is a predicted model, not a curated record. Gene Ontology annotation, biological process: signal transduction.